Messenger RNA from Pyricularia oryzae 70-15, 3412 nucleotides. RefSeq names its product DNA repair protein RAD5. Bases 317 to 2998 code for a protein of 893 amino acids. Gene Ontology annotation, molecular function: nucleic acid binding; hydrolase activity, acting on acid anhydrides, in phosphorus-containing anhydrides; zinc ion binding. NCBI's taxonomy places the organism in Eukaryota, Fungi, Ascomycota, Sordariomycetes, Magnaporthales, Pyriculariaceae. The transcript has 5 exons. The record is from RefSeq and is a predicted model, not a curated record.
AAAGAUCUGGAACUAGACUAAAAGUCAGAAUAUACUACAUACAGGGAAACAAAAAGGAAAAGCAACGUCCGUGAAAGUCACUGCAGUACAAAUGCGUAGGCUCUGGCAGCCAGUUUGAACUCCUUGACCUUUAAUCCUCGCAACCAGAAAUUUGAAGCAAUCACCGCAGUCACUACCAAACUCAGCUUCUUGUAGUAAAGCGCAAACGCGCACCACUGGGAAGGUCCCAAGUUCGUGCGCUUUGCAAGUCGCAGAAACACCCGGGGCUCGCAAUCAUCUCAAUACAUGACAGCUGUCUACCAGCGAAUCUGUUACCAUGGGUCCUGUUGGAAAACGGUCCCAUGCGGCCAUUAUAGAUUUGACCGGCGACGACGACUCGACAACGCCAAGUAAACACCCGCGUCAUGGCUCAUCCUCAAGCGCAAGAAAGUCUCGUCCUGGCCAACCAUCAUCACCAAAGCCAUUGGCCGCGUCCAGCCAAGCGCCUUCAUCAACUCAAUUCUAUGGGGUUGAUGACCCAAACUCACGAGCGCUGAAUCAAUCCGAUAACUCUCCCCAGCUGGAGUUGUAUGGCACACUUGACGUCAAAAUCGUCGGCUGUAGAUACUACAACGGCAUAGUGUCGCCUGGUGAGCUUACUAUUUGCCGUCGGGAACCGACCAAUCCGUACGAUGUAAACGCUAUCCGAGUGGACAACGUUCAAGGGGCCCAGAUUGGCCAUUUCCCCCGGAAGAUUGUAGAGAAGUUAGCUCCUUAUAUUGACGCCAAUGACAUUGCUAUUGAAGCCAAAAUUAUGGGCGAGAAACAGACUUUCGAUUGCCCUGCAAAGAUGUUCAUUUUCGGGACCAGUGACCCGCUGGCCAGGGCGCAACUUGAAAACAGACUCAAGAACGACAAGCUUUUAAAGGCUACGCAGCUCAAGCAGACCAAGCGCGAGUCUGAGCUUCGUCGUCUUCCCUUGGAGAUCACCGGCACUUCAACGCAGUCACUCAAGAACAUGCGACCGGGACAGAAAAAUCCCCUUGUAGCCAUGGAAAGCCUUAUCGAACAGAGUCAAGUCGUAAAGGCAAGAUCCACCGACGAUCUUGUGAAAAGCCUCGCAAUGGACGAGGAGGCACUGUCCGCUUUGCCUUGUGCAGAUCAACCGCAAGAGCUCAAGUCCCAACUUCUGCCUUAUCAGCUGCAAGGUCUUGCUUGGUUGGUUAAGAAAGAGAACCCUGAAUUUCCCGUUACUGGCUCGGACGAAAAUACGCAACUUUGGAAGGUUGAUGCCAAAGGUCGUUAUAGGAACCUUGCCACUGAAUUCACAACUGCUGAUGCCCCCAAGCUCCUAAGCGGCGGCAUACUCGCAGACGACAUGGGACUUGGCAAAACGCUACAGAUCAUUGGUCUUAUUCUGACAGGAGGACCCGGCCCGACCCUUAUUGUUGCACCCAUGACGGUGAUGUCGAAUUGGAGCCAGCAAAUCGAGAACCAUGUGUACGAAGAUGAACGACCAAGCGUCUAUAUUCACCACGGUCCCUCCCGACUCAGGGACUCGGAGGAGGUGGAAAGUUAUGGUGUGGUCAUCACAACGUACGGCACAAUGACCAGUGAGGGUUCCAAAGGCCCUCUGUCCAAAAUCCAAUGGCGAAGAGUAGUACUGGAUGAAGGUCACACAAUCCGCAAUUCCGAUACAUUAACUGCGCUAGCUGCUUGCGAGCUGAAAGCCACGUCCAGAUGGGUCCUCUCCGGUACGCCUAUUGUCAACAAUAUCCGCGACCUUUAUUCAUUACUCAAAUUCUUGAAAAUCACCGGUGGCUUGGAGUCAUUGGAAGUCUUUCGUUCCGUCAUUGAGAGGGGGCUUUCAUACGGCGACUCUCGGGCAGAGAGCCUUCUUCAAGCUUUGAUGGGAGAUCUGUGCCUAAGGCGCAACAAGAGUAUGAAGUUUGUGGAUCUCAAACUGCCACCAAAGACUCACUAUGUGCAUCGCAUCGCUUUCACAGAGGCCGAGCAAAAAAAGUACGAUGCCCUCCUGUGUGAGGCCAAGGGUGUACUGAACGACAUCCGCAAGAACCCAAAGACGAUUCAGCAUGGCGGAUUUACCAGUGUCCUUGAACGACUUCUUCGACUGAGGCAAAUGUGUUGCCACUGGACCCUGUGCAAAGAGCGUGUCAAAGCGGUCUUGUCAAUUCUCGAGGGACAAAAAGUGGUUGAACUUACACCAGAGAAUCGUCAGAUUCUUGAAGAAGCCCUCCGUCUACUCGUGGAGAGCCAAGAUGAUUGUGCAGUAUGCCUAGAUACGCUUGAUGAUCCAGUCAUCACGCACUGUAAACACGCGUUUUGCAGAAAAUGCAUUAUGCAAGUCGUCGAGGUUCAGCACAGGUGCCCACUGUGCAGAACAGAGCUCAGCGAAGACAAGCUCGUCGAGCCAGCCAAGGAAGAUAACGGCAGGUCUGUCCAGGUGGAUGAUAUGGACGAGUCUGCCGGCUCCUCGAAGACAGAUGCACUACUCAAGAUUCUUGAUGGCACGCUACUCAAAAAUUCUUCAUCGAAAGUAAUCAUCUUUUCACAAUGGACUUCUUUCCUGAACGUCAUACAGCGACAGCUGGAGGAGCAUACCACAUAUGGAUAUACCCGAAUCGAUGGCACAAUGAAGCCAGUGGCCCGCGAUGAUGCCAUGAGGAAGCUGGAGACAGAUCCGGACACUCGUAUCCUACUUGCAAGCUUGGGAGUGUGCAGUGUCGGGCUAAACCUCGUGACAGCAGACACGGUUAUUCUAGCAGACUCUUGGUGGGCUCCCGCUAUCGAGGACCAGGCUAUCGAUCGAGUCCACAGGCUAGGGCAGACUCGACCCACGACGGUAUGGCGACUCGUCAUGGAGGAUACCGUGGAGGAGCGCGUGCUCGAUGUCCAGAGUGAGAAGCGAGACCUCGUCAGCAAGGCCUUUCAGGAGAAAGGGAAGAAAACAAAGGCCAAGGAAACACGCAUGGCCGACAUCAUGAAGCUUCUAGGCUGAGUGACGGCGUAAUACCAUGUAGGCAAUAAAUAGUCCAUGGUUUUGACUAGUAUUGUGUGUUGACUCAUUCGUCCAGUGGACAUACGAAGUAUUUCAAGGUUUUUCAGAUGUUGACAUGUUAGCUUUCACACGUUCCAUAUACUUUUGGGCCGCAUGUGCUCAAAUCUGCGUGGGCACGAACCAACAACCCACGCAAGGUCUGCCUUAAAAAGAGAGUGGGAUGGAGAAAUGUAUACUUGCGCAAUGUAUGGAUUGGAGCUCACACGGCGAUUUGGUGUUUGUUGCUCUUGCUUGAAUUGAUAGGGAUGACUCCGGAGCCAUAUGAAACAAACCAUGUCUGCAAAUUUACUGACACUACAUUAGGCAAGCUAACGUACUAAUAUGAGCCUCUGAGGCUUGCGUUUAGAUGUGAAC